AAGAUCAUUCACGAUUACAAAAUUCUUGCAUGGAUUCAAAAAUGAAUUAAAUAAUUAAACGUAAUAAUAAUGAUCUAAAUUCAACAAGUAUUUACGAAAAAUUAUUAUAAAACGACAGCAACUUCCUAUAACCAAUAUAAACAAAAAUCUUGAUACUAAAAAUGCACUCCUCAAAAGCAUUUUCUCUCACGAAUGGAUUAUGGGAUAAUGUUCUUAACUCUUCUCGAAUGUUGGGAAAUAAUGGCGUAAAUCGUAGACAGUAUACAAAACAAGCGAAGGAUAGUGUUUGUAUCUUCAGCUUAUCGCGGAGUUUGGUAAAUAAUAGUGUAAAUAAGAGAGGGUAUGCGAAAAAACCGAGUGACGAUUGUAGAAAGGCUUGCGUUGAUAUACCACCGGAAGUAGACCCUGUAUGUAAUCAACCGAAUGAAAGAAAAACUAAGAAGAAGCAGGGCAUCUUGCACAAGAUUAAACUGAAAAUCGUCGAAGGAGGAACAAAUUUUGGGACUCCAUUUCGAAGUCUCCAACGUAAAGACAAGGUGUGCAAGGAAGUAGUCGUGUCGGAACCGAAGGCGUUGCCCGAUCCAGUGCCUCAGCCAACCCCGCUACCGCCGCCUCGGCCUGCUGUCCAAGUGUCAGUACUAGGUGCCGACACUAGUUUAGGGCAAUAUGUGGCGUUGCUGCUCAAACAGUGCCCUUGUAUAAAAAAAUUGCGUUUAUAUGAAGCGACAUCAAAUUCGGAAUGCUCUCGAGACUUGUGCCAAGUGGUCCAAGAUCUUCAACAUAUCGAUACAAACUGUGUGGUUCAAGCGUUCAGUUGUGCAAGCUGUGAGCUUGAACGAUGUCUUCAGAACUCAGAUAUCGUGUUAUUACUGGAAAGUGGGAGUGUGUCCAUGGAUAUGCCAAUAGUUAAUAGGUUCAACGUUCAGGCACCGAUAGUAAAAGCUUACGCCGAUGCCAUUGCUAAGGAAUGUCCGAAUGCUUUUAUUAUUGUUUGUACUACACCUAUUGAAUGCAUGGUGCCAUUGAUUGCUGAGACGCUAAAGGAAACAGGCUGGUACAAUCCUCGUAAGUUGUUGGGCUCACUAGCGGUCCCAGAGAUGCGUGCAAGUACCCUCGCAGCUCGAGCCCUUUGUCUGGAGCCCUAUUAUGUGCAUGUGCCCUGCGUCUGUGGAACUGAAGGACCUACUUUGGUACCUUUGUUUUCAAAGGCAUUGCAGUAUUUUGACUUUAGUGAGCAUAACGCGGAAAUGAUGACGCAGACCGUUCGCUGCGCUGCAUCAGCCGUGGCUCGAGCAGAUGGCAAUUGUUGCAAAGCUGCUGAACUAAGCGAAGCACAUGCUAUAGCGGGGCUGGUAACGAGAGUGGCUUGGGCGUUACUGUGCAAGGAUGUACCGAGGAUAUCUGGAUUUGUUGAAACGGACCCGGCGCAAGUCGUAUCUCCUGCCAGGUUUUUUGCGACUGACGUUCUUAUAAGUGGCACGGGGGUAUGCGACAAAAUGGCACUCCCAAAAAUAAGCCCUUUUGAAAUGGAGUUGUUGGACGCCGCAUUUGGCAACGUCAAAAACAGCGAAGACCUUGCAAUAGCCUGGAACCGAGAACACAUGGGAUACCAAUAUUCAUCUGCCAAGAUUGGAUCGAAAAAUGAAUUCUUAAGCUGGAAAAAUCUCGAACAUACUCGUAUACAACCCUGCAUAGACACAAUAGUGGAGUAGGUAAACACCUUUUUAAUGAAAAUAGGUAAAAAAUUCCUGUCUAUAAAAAUAUUGAAUAUUUGUGAACGUAAAACGUAUAAAACAUAUUAAUUUGGAGUCUGUAAUUCGUUUGAAAUCUAAUUAUUUAUCAAAUUAUAAAAAAAGUAAAA
Messenger RNA from Maniola jurtina (meadow brown), 1861 nucleotides. RefSeq names its product malate dehydrogenase, mitochondrial-like. Gene Ontology annotation, biological process: tricarboxylic acid cycle. The transcript has 7 exons. Lineage: Eukaryota; Metazoa; Arthropoda; Insecta; Lepidoptera; Nymphalidae. The record is from RefSeq and is a predicted model, not a curated record. Gene Ontology annotation, molecular function: L-malate dehydrogenase (NAD+) activity. The coding region runs from base 162 to 1712 and encodes 516 amino acids. Gene Ontology annotation, cellular component: mitochondrion; cytoplasm.